CCCCACCACGCCCAUCACGACCUCCCAAUUACCCUUAACACCACUCCAAACCAUCCCCAACACCCAUAACACCCCCCAAAACCGCAAAAACGAAGACACCAUCAGUUCCCCCUCGCGGGCCCUCAACCAUCUCCCUCCGUACAACCUUCCUCCUUACAAUCCUCUUCCUCCUCUUCGUGUGGCCGAGUCUCUUCACGCCUCUCUUGUACCUACUUCCCUUCCGCUCCACCCCCACCACCCACCAAUCCAGCCCCGACAGUAGCAACCCCCAAGAAAACAGCAAGGCAAUGUCGUGGUCCCAAACAACCCUCACGCUGCCCCCGAAAUCGCGGGGCUCGUAUCUGAUUACGGAUCAUAUAUUGAAAGAGGUGCCUGCGAUACGGGAGUACAAGGUGGGGAUUCUGCAUUUGUUUAUUCAGCAUACGAGUUGUGCGUUGAGUUUGAAUGAGAAUUGUGAGUUUCCCGUUUUUCCGUUUCCUCUUUAGUUAUUCUUGAGGGCUGUUGGGGGAGGGGCAGGGAGUGGGGUUGGAAGAGGAGGGAUCUAAUAGGGAGAGAGGGGUAGAGGGGUAGAGGGGUAGAUGGGAAAUGAAUGGGAGGCUAAUGCGUAUUUUUUGGCUUUAGGGGAUGAAGAUGUACGAGCUGAUAUGUCGGAUGCUCUCGAUCGAAUCGUACCCGAGGAUAAGAAGGGGAGGGGUGGCAAUGGGCUGUAUAGACAUGAUGCGGAGGGGAGUGAUGAUAUGCCUGUUCGUUCUUUUUAAUUCCUCUCCUUUCCCUCCUUUUCCUCAUUACCCUUCAUGACCUUCUUACUUUCUUCAUUAUCAUACUAAUUCAACAAUCCAUUCAGGCACAUAUCAAGAGCGCAUUAAUAGGAGCAAGUGUCACGAUUCCAAUCAAGAAUGGCAAGUUGGCGACGGGUACAUGGCAGGGCAUUUGGUUCCUGGAGUUUCGAGCUGCGAAGCAUUCGCGAAAUGUUGUUGCUACAAUUCAGGGGGAGAAAGCUUGAGUGGCAGGGUGGUGGUAAUUGAACA
This is a messenger RNA of Hymenoscyphus albidus, 1028 nucleotides long. NCBI's taxonomy places the organism in Eukaryota, Fungi, Ascomycota, Leotiomycetes, Helotiales, Helotiaceae. The record is from the annotation of a GenBank genome assembly.